Terrapene triunguis (Three-toed box turtle) is the source of this 1425-nucleotide messenger RNA. It is a transcript of the gene CD5, whose product is annotated as CD5 molecule. NCBI's taxonomy places the organism in Eukaryota, Metazoa, Chordata, Testudines, Emydidae. Gene Ontology annotation, biological process: T cell costimulation. The transcript has 10 exons. Bases 1 to 1425 code for a protein of 474 amino acids. Gene Ontology annotation, cellular component: plasma membrane. The record is from RefSeq and is a predicted model, not a curated record.
AUGGGAGUCCAGCAGCCAGCAUUCAUCUCCUUGGUCUUGGUGGGGAUGUGGGUGACCUCCUGCCACGGUGGGGAAGGCCAGAACUUUGCAGUGUGGCGCACAAGACUCACAGGUUCUGGCUGCAGAUGUUCAGGCCUGCUGGAGGUUAACCGUAUGGGCCGCUGGGAGAGAGUUUGUAGCAGUGUUUGGAACCAGAUGGUCACAGAAAUAGUCUGUGCAGAGCUGGGCUGUGGCUCCCCCUCCAGUGAGGUUCUCAAAAUAGACUCAGAACAGAAACACAUGGAAAGUAUGAAGCCGGACUGCCCGGGGAAUGGGGCUGACCUGAGGAACUGCCGCUGGGAGAAAUCCAACUGCACGCAGGUUCUGACCGUGAUUUGCAAAGAACCGGAAAAAACCACCACUGCGCCACCACCACCAACUACACCAGAACCCACUGGCCCACCCAGGUUGAACCUGGUAGAUGGGAGGUUCCACUGCUCAGGGAUUGUGGAGCUCUACAUGGGAGGCCACUCAGGAACGGUCCAAUCAAGUCCAGAAAACGAGAUGGAGCUGGCUCGCUGGGUUUGCCCGAAGGUGGGCUGCGGUGAUGCCUUAGAGUGGAAAGAGUGGCCUUUCUUCAUGAAAAAUGAAAGUCAGCGUCUACCUGUCCAUUGGGAGAUGGUGGCAUCAUGUAGAAGUGACUCUAUCCCAGACUGUUUCAAGAGAACCAGGAACUCUCAGGACAAAACCCCAGCCUCUGUCAUCUGCUCCGGUUUCCAGCCAAGGAUAAUGCAAAGCCUUGGGGACAGCCAGAGCCCCUGCGAAGGGGUCAUGGAGGUGUUCCAUAAGGGGAAAUGGGAAGUUCUGUGCGAUUCCAGUCCAUGGAGGAAAUCUAGAGGGCAGCAGGUGUGCCAAGAGCUGCAGUGCGGGAACCUCUCCUUGAGCGUCCAAGUCCAAGGUGCCAAGACACGGGGAGUGUCCUGCAGCCAAGAGCACCUCCAGCAGUGUCCCACUUUCCAAAGAACAACCUGCUCCAAAACCAGAGUCACGUGCCAGAAUUUCAAGCCACGCUCAGCUGGAGUGGGAGCAGGAACCAUUGUGAGCAUCCUCCUGGCUCUGAUCCUCCUUGGAGUUCUCAUCGUUAUCUGUGGACCUCCCGCCUACAAGAAACUACAGAAGAAAUACGCCAAGAAGCAGCAGCGCCAGUGGAUAGGCCCAACUGGAUUACAGCAAAACGUUUCAUUCCACCGCAACAGCACUGUCACUCUCAGGCCCCGUCAGGAAGGUCAAGGCGCACAGGGCGAGGACAACGACUAUUCUCAGACCCCUAAGAAGAACUCCUACCUUUCGGCUUAUCCAGCUCUGGAAGGGGCGAUCAGGUCUUCCAACCCUCCAGACAACUCCUCCGACAGUGACUAUGACUUGCAUUCUGCUCGGCGACUUUAG